AUGUUGUUGCCACUGCUGGGAACCUGUGCUGUGGUGGGGCCAUUCCAGGGCCCUGAGUGGGAGCCAGUGAGGGGCCUGCUUUCUGAGGAUUGCAGCUGCAGGGACCCUCGGUGCUGUGGCAACCUGCUCGUGCUCUGUCUCUUUCUGAUCUGGCAGGUCCAGCACUAUUGGCAACAGGUCACCAGGACCCACCCCAGCAUGAAGAAGGUCAUCAAGGUGCCACCGCAGAAGUGGGCAGUGCCCUCCGUGAGACAUGACACUUCUUUCCAGAUGACCCCUGGAUUCUUCUUUAGGCCUGGUGAUCUCAGUGGCCUGGAUGCUCAUGUCCAACAAUGGGUACAAAAGAAGAGACAGGAAUACCCGAGGAGCCUCCAGGAAUCAUGGACCCAAUACCUGUUCUCUUGGCAGCACCCAUGUCAGGGUCCACCUUGGGAUUUCCACACUCCUUUUGAGCCCUUCUUUUGCACCACCUCCCUUUCAAGCACCUGUAUGCUCCCCCAGGACAGUUCUUGGGAAGCAUGGCAGGUACCCUGGUGUCUCAGUGAUGAGCAGACUCACCUGAUUUGCAAGUCACUAUCCCCUGCCCUGGGCAGGUACCAAAGGAUGCAGCAGCUGCUGGCCCACUCCCAGGAAGAGUUGGUGCCACUGGAGCCUGUUGUCAGCAUGAGGUCUCACCUCACAUCCAUGAUUUUAGCCCCCUCUCUCUCAAACCUCUCUUCAUCUCAGAGGCUGCAGUCUGAUCCUUCCAACCAACAAAGAACCAGGAACAACUAA
Callorhinus ursinus (northern fur seal) is the source of this 774-nucleotide messenger RNA. The record is from RefSeq and is a predicted model, not a curated record. Lineage: Eukaryota; Metazoa; Chordata; Mammalia; Carnivora; Otariidae.